GGCCAUGCGCAACCGGAAGUACCCCGAGAACUGGACGGGGCUGUUUCCCGCACGUGGUUUUCCCGGUUCCUGAGCGGGGCGGCAUGGGGCGCUCGGGGAAGCUGAAGUCGGGCAGCGCAGGGAAGCUGAAGCGAUGGCGGAAGGGGCACAGCAGCGACAGCAACCCGGAGAUACGGCGACACCGCGAGGCCGCCCGCGGCCGCCUCCUCGCUCCCCGCUCCGAAAACAGCAACCUCACUGUAGAUGCUCUGAAACUGCACAAUGAGCUACAGUCAUCAAGGCCUCUGACUACUUCACGGGAUGGCAAGGAAACUCAGUCGUUUAUGGAGGAGGAUGAAAAUGCUGAAACAGCUAAGACCCACAAAUCUUCAGCCACUUUCCUAAGUGGUCUUACAGACUGCACUAACCUCACUUUCAGCAGAGUGCAGCGCCUAUGGGAAUCCAACUCGGCCGCCCACAAGGAGAUCUGUGCAGUGUUGGCUGCUGUCACUGAGGUCAUCAGGGCACAAGGUGGUGCAGAGAGUGAGACAGAAUAUUUUGGUGCACUGAUGACUACUCUGGAAGCUGUGGAAUCACCAGAAUCUCUAGCUGCUGUUGCUUAUCUCCUGAAUUUGGUACUGAAACGGGUGCCAGGCCCUGUGUUGAUCAAGAAGUUCUCCGAUACCUCCAAAGCUUUUAUGGGGAUUCUGGGAUCACAAACACAUGGAGAUUCUACUUCGGCCCUGCGCUGGGUGAUCUCCUGUCUAGCCACAUUGCUGCGGAGGCAGAAUCUAGUAGCUUGGAACUACCCUGUGACAAUGCAGGUUUUCCAUGGCCUUCUCAGCUUUACUGUCCAUGUCAAACCCAAGGUUCGCAAAGCUGCUCAGCAUGGUGUUUGCUCCAUUGUUCGAGGCAGUGAAUUCCUGUUUGGAGAUGGGGCUCCCUCGCAUCACCCAGCUGCAAGUUCUACAGCUAAAUUCUGUGUGCAAGAAAUUGAGAAGGCUGGAGGUGCCAAAGAGGCGACAACCACUUUACAUGUGCUAACUUUGCUACGUGAUUUGCUGCCUUGCUUUCCUGCCCAGUCUGUCAAAUCUUGCUGUGAGACUCUGCUACGGGUUAUGACUCUCAGCCAUGUGUUAGUGACAGCAUGUGCAAUGAAAGCCUUUCACAGCCUCUUUGUUACCCAGCCUCCCCCAUUCUGCCUGCCAGCUGAGCUUAAUGCCCAGAUCAUCACGGCCCUAUAUGACUAUGUUCCCAAUGAGAGUGACCUCCAACCUCUGUUGGCCUGGCUGGCUGUCAUGGAACGUGCUCACGUCAAUCUGGCAAAGCAGCAAUGGGAGCUGUGCUGGGCCCACCUUCCCCGCCUAUUCAAUACAUCCAUGAACUGCUUCCUUUCCCCUCACACUCAGGUGGUGUCUGCUGCAGCACAGACUCUCAAGGUCUCGCUCACUGAGUGUCUGGCCCCACACAUAACUGAACUAGGAAAAGUUUUGUCUGCCACUCCAUCUGGAUCUGCUGCUCAUGUAUGCAAGAUGUUCAGAGCAGUGGAAGAGGGCCUAACAUACAGGUUCCAUGCAUCGUGGGCCUCUGUAUUGCAAGUUCUGAGGACUUUCUUUGAGACUUGUGGGCAACAGUGUCAUCCCAUGAUGCGUAAGUGCCUACAGUCCCUUGCUGAUCUCCGUAGCUCCCCACACUUUCCUCACGUUGUGCUGCUUGACCAGGCUAUGGGGGCUGCAGUGGCCACUAUGGGUCCUGAAGUAGUUCUGCAGGUUGUGCCCCUGGAUAUUGAUGGCACAGAGGAGACUCUGGAUUUCCCUCGUAGUUGGCUUCUUCCUGUACUCAGAGAUCACAUCCGAGAUGCACCCCUUGCUUUCUUCUCUAGUUACUUCUUACCAUUGACUGCUACACUGAAAACUAGAGCCACAGAGCUUGCCCAGGAAAAACGAGAACUAGAAGCCAAGAUCUAUGAUACACUUCAAUGGCAGGUGUGGACACUUCUACCUGGAUUCUGCAGCAGCCCCACAGAUGUGGUACCUUCAUUCAAAGGAUUGGCCCGCACCCUGGGCAUGGCUAUCAGUGAUCGAUCCGAUCUGCGGCCAAUUAUAUGCCAAGCCCUGCGUAGGCUGAUUAACAAGGGCUGUCAAACAGAGGCAGAACGCGCUGAAGUUGGGCGUUUUGCAAAGAAUUUCCUUCCCAUCCUGUUCAACGUGUAUAGCCAAGAGGGCAAUGCCAAAGAGAGCCCUGUGAACCGGCGUGCUGUCCUGGACACUGUCCGUGCCUACUUGACAGUCACUGAGUCUCAGAUGGUUCAUACAUUCCUGGAGAAAGCAAGUGAGAAACUAGCUAGUCCUGAUACUUCAGAGUUUACUAGGCUCUCUGUGUUGGACCUGGUUGUAACUAUGGCUCCCUAUGCUAAUGAGCCCAUUCUGCAUACUCUCUAUAGCACCAUCCAGUCUUCCUUGCUGAACAAGGACCACAGGAUACAGAAGAAGGCCUAUCGAGUGCUGGAGGAAGUGUGUGCCUCUGACAGGCCAGCAUGUCAGAAUUUUGUACAGACUCACCUAAAGGACUUGCAAAGUGCCCUCCUGGGGUCUCUGCCCACUGCCACAUCUCCUGCCAAGAGGCCCCGACUGAAGUGUCUAUUAUACAUUGUCAAGCAGCUCACAUUGGAACAUGAAGAUUUUGUCACAGCUCUGGUGCCGGAGGUAGUACUUUGCACCAAGGAGGUGUCUGUAGGAGCCCGCAAGAAUGCUUUCAAUCUACUCGUAGAAAUAGGUCAUGCUUUUCUCCGCUUUGGUCCCACUCCAAAUGAUGGAAUACAGCGUUAUCUCCUCCUGAUCUAUGCGGGCUUGACCAGCUCUGUCACCAUGAUCAGCUGUACAGUGCUUGCACUUGCCCGUCUGCUUUUUGAAUUUAAAGAUCAAGUUGCACCAGAUGCCCUGGAGCAACUAAUGAAGCAUGUCUGCCUCCUGUUGGGCUCCCGGACACGAGAUGUGGUCAAGUCAGCUUUUGGCUUCCUCAAAGUGGCAGUCUUGCUCCUGGACACAGCUUUAAUGGGUCGGCACAUGGAAACCAUGUUAGAAGCCAUAGGAGGAUUGACGGAUGACAUGAGACGCCAUUUCCGCAUGAAGAUCCGAAACCUCCUUUCCAAACUGAUGCGUAAAUUUGGCAUUGAGCCUUUGCAGGCUUUGCUCCCUGAGGCAUAUCAUAAGGUGCUGCUGAACAUCCGCAAAACUGAGGCAAGGAACCGAAAGCGACAGGCUUUGAAGCGAGUAGGAGCCACCUCUUCAGAAGAGGAAGGAGCGGGAAUGAGGCCCAAGGGAGAAAGCAUGGAAGAAGUACUGGCUGAUUCUGACUCUGACCUGGAAGAUGAUGUCAAGCCACACAAAAAAGAGAGUAGACACAAGCUACAGAAACAAAGCCAAGCCUGGCUCAAGGAGGGAGAAAGUGAUGAGCCUCUCAAUUUCCUGGACCCUAAUGUGGCACAGAGAGUUCUAGCAACCAAGCCAGGCCGUAGCCAGACUGGAAAAGCCAGUAAUGAUUUCAAGGUGUCAACUGAUGGCCGUCUCAUAAUAUGUGAAGAAGAAGAGGAAGAGAAGGAAGAAGAAACUAAAGGAGUAGAUGAAGAGAUGGCAGAUCUAAUGCAGGAAGUUGGAAUCCGGAGUAAGAAGGCUCAGAAGCGCAGAUUCCGGGAAGAGGCAGAUGAAGAGGAGCUUGGUACCGAUGCACAAUCCAAAUACAAAGCUGGAGGCACUGGAAUCCAUCGACCUCUUGGCAAGAAUGCAUCACCAGGGGUGGAGUACAAGGCAAAGAAAGGUAAAGGUGACAUCAAGAAGAAAGGACAUCUCGAUCCUUAUGCUUACAUCCCAUUGAACAGAGCAAAGCUGAACAGGAGGAAAAAAGCCAAACUUCAGGGACAAUACAAGGGCCUUAUGAAGGGAGCCCAGCGUGGUGCUCAGGCAGGCAAGAAACAUCGCAAGAAGCAGCCCCAUGUCUGAACAAGAAAGGAUCCUUUCGCUAAUCAAUGAUGCAGUUCCUUUCAAGACAGCUAACUGCAUUGGAACUCCUUAUUGCUGCCUUGCAACCUACGCUGUUGUCUGCAAGUGGCACAUGAACGCUAAUUCUGUAUUAUUGGCUGUGUAUACCAGAAUUCUCAGCUGGAGGAAGAAUAAUGAAAGAUGCAUAUUCUGUUCUGUUCCCAUUCUAAUAUUUAUAAAUCCUUGCAGUAGAUUUUUUUCUCCUGCUAUUCUGAUUUCCUGGACAAUUACGUGUGCUUCAAUUACGUGUGAUUUUUUGCUUGAGUUUGAAAGAGGCAUAACAGUCUCCUAAUGAACAUUUAAGUAAUAAAUAUUAGUAACAAAAGAA
Messenger RNA from Anolis carolinensis (green anole), 4344 nucleotides. RefSeq names its product ribosomal RNA processing 12 homolog (gene rrp12). The transcript is spliced from 34 exons. The record is from RefSeq and is a predicted model, not a curated record. Bases 84 to 3977 code for a protein of 1297 amino acids. Lineage: Eukaryota; Metazoa; Chordata; Lepidosauria; Squamata; Anolidae.